UGUUGGUGUUGGUGCAGCUUCAGGAUUAACUUGCUGGCUGACAUUCUGCUCAUAGCUGACACUCCCACACCCUCGCACACUUCCAGUCCCGCUCUAGUCGCUCCACUCAGGGAAGCAAAAGCACACCUUUGUGUUUUUCUUCUCAACAUCAUCCUUCCUAAAUGGAGACUUCUAGAAGCUGAGUUACAUCCAUCCAAACAUCAGCCGCUCAUGAAGGCAAGCACGCCAACUUUCUCAGGCAAAUCAAGGACGCUGCUUGGUGUUCAGCUCAGACUUCCAGGAGAACUCUCUGGCCAGCCAAUCACAGGGCAGAUGUCCACAAACAACAACACUUACUUGACCACUGACGCCAUGGACGAGGACGGAAUGGACAGUCCCGUGGCCGUGAAGGUGGAGGGCCACUCUCGCUCCAUCAUCCUGAGGUACUUCCGGGGCGACAUCGGCAGCAUGGUGGACGCUCACUUCCACCGCGCUCUCAGCAAAGUCUCCAGGGCCAACGCUCCGGUGGGCAGGGCCAAGAAAAUACGCAAAACCAUCAAAUUAGAGGAGAGCAGCCACUGUCAGGCCAACGGCGCCAUGCCUCUUCCAGUGCCGGGUCGUCACGUGGCGUUCAGCCCCGUGGACGAUCCCUCCAGGCCGUGGCCCUCCUUCCUCGCCAGGACCAGAGAAGAAGCCUCGGGGUUGCCGUCUGCCACCGCGUAUUCCAUGUCGCCGGAAGACUUGAGUCUGACGGGGCAGCAGUACGCCACGUCCUUGCUCAACCUCUUGCACAGCGACCGCAGCGAGAUGGGGCCCGGUGUGGCCUCCGGCUCCAAGACGGAACUGGUGCCCAGCUGGAUGGUACCCCAGGGUUUCAGGGACUCUGUGGAUCCUGCUGCAGGCUUUGAGUCUGGACAGUGCAUGGACAAGAAGGACUUGUACUGGUACUGAAGGCACCAGGCCGGCCGGGACAGAGCAGGAAGGGGCAGGGAGAAUAUCUCAGCAUGAAGGCAGUGCGAUGGAGGAACCUGUCCUGUAACUUUCUGCUCCAAAAGCAGUCUCUGCUCCUUUUUUUUGCAGCCCGGUAGCUUCCAGUUGCCAUUUCCCAGCCAUCUAUCAGGGCCCAGUAUUACUGUUAUUAUUACUGUAAAUAUGUUGACAAACAAGCAAAUAACUUACAUUCAACACUGGUGAACAAAAGCAUUAUUACAGAUAUUAUUGUUGUGUCAUUUUGCUGACACUCAAGAAAGAAGGAAACAUUAAUGCAUUGUUCGGUCAUCUCCUUUAACAUGUUUAUGUUUACAUAAUCCCUUUUUCUAAAUAAACAUUACUCCUUUGAUACUC
This is a messenger RNA of Nerophis ophidion (straightnose pipefish), 1323 nucleotides long. It is a transcript of the gene vgll1l, whose product is annotated as vestigial like family member 1. Gene Ontology annotation, biological process: regulation of transcription by RNA polymerase II. The record is from RefSeq and is a predicted model, not a curated record. The transcript is spliced from 5 exons. Bases 211 to 930 code for a protein of 239 amino acids. Gene Ontology annotation, cellular component: nucleus. Lineage: Eukaryota; Metazoa; Chordata; Actinopteri; Syngnathiformes; Syngnathidae.